This is a messenger RNA of Gekko japonicus, 513 nucleotides long. RefSeq names its product zinc finger protein 837 (gene ZNF837). Lineage: Eukaryota; Metazoa; Chordata; Lepidosauria; Squamata; Gekkonidae. The record is from RefSeq and is a predicted model, not a curated record. Gene Ontology annotation, biological process: regulation of transcription by RNA polymerase II. The transcript has a single exon. Gene Ontology annotation, cellular component: nucleus. The coding region runs from base 1 to 513 and encodes 170 amino acids. Gene Ontology annotation, molecular function: DNA-binding transcription factor activity, RNA polymerase II-specific; RNA polymerase II transcription regulatory region sequence-specific DNA binding.
AUGAAGGCGGACCCGGAUAGGCUCCAGAAACGCUUCCACUGCCCUGACUGCGGGAGAGGCUUUGUCCACAAGUCGAGCAUCCCCAGACAUCGGAAGCUCCACCGGAAAGAGAACCUGUCACAAAAUUCAGGGCAAAAGAAAAGCUGCGGGCUGGCCGGAAACCGACUUUGCAGUCCCAAGGCCCCGUCCGGAAAGAACCGUCUUUCCUGCCCCGACGGCGGGUCACGCUCAGCUGGCAAAGAGAGGGACCAGUUGACCGCUCUGUGCGAGGUGUGCGGGCAGAGCUUCCCUCUCGGCUUCAAGUUCCAGAGGCACCUGGCCACGCACUCCCAAGAGAAGCCCUUCUGCUGCUCCCAUUGCGGGAAAGCGUUUGCCGUCAAGUCGGUGCUGGUCAGGCACCUGCUGCUGCACCAGCCGGAGAAGCCCUUCCUGUGCCGCUACUGUGACAAAGGCUACAUCCAGAAGUGCCACCUGAACAGGCAUUGCCAGAAGAACCACGGGAUUUAUGAGUGA